This is a messenger RNA of Nerophis lumbriciformis (worm pipefish), 1715 nucleotides long. RefSeq names its product Bprotein-1 related complex subunit 8 (gene borcs8). Gene Ontology annotation, cellular component: BORC complex. Lineage: Eukaryota; Metazoa; Chordata; Actinopteri; Syngnathiformes; Syngnathidae. The record is from RefSeq and is a predicted model, not a curated record.
AGCAGGUCAGGCUUCAGGUUGUACUUCCCGAGGACUCUAAGGAAGUGUAGCCGCUGCUGAGCCUUCUUGAUGAUUGAUGUGGUGUUGACUGUCCAGGAGAAGUCAUUAGAGAUGUGGACUCCAAGGUACCUGAAGGUGUGGACCCUCUCUACACGCUCGCCGUUGAUGUAGAGGGGGGCAGGGUCGGUGCUGCUCCUCCUGAAGUCGACGAUGAUCUCUCUGGUCUUGCUGGUGUUGAGAGCGAGGUUGUUCUCCGAAGACCAGGCCGUCAGCUUCAGGACCUCCUCUCUGUAGGCAGCCUCGUCACCCCUGGAGAUGAGCCCGACCACUGUGGUAUCGUCGGCGAACUUGACGUGAGUGACAAAUUUACUGAAAGCAUGUACGUCCUGGCCAAUGAGCCGUCCGUGGCUCUGUACAGACUGCAAGAGCACGUCAGGAGGUCCCUUCCUGAACUGGUGCAACAUAAGACAGACAUGCAGUGCUGGGAGGAGCAAAGUCAAGGAGCCAUCUACUCAGUAGAAUAUGCCUGCAGUGCGGUGAGAAGCAUGGCGAACAGCAGCGCGUAUUUCAAAAACAUUGACGGCCUCCUCCGACAAGCGAUCAGCAUGAAGGAGCAGAUCAGCGCCUCUCAGGGACGCAGUUUGCAUGACGCAACACCUUCACCCAGUCCCAAUGUCGCUGCCUCACAUGCAUCAUCCACCUCCGCGUGAUGGAGCUGUCUGUCCAAGAAAAAGGACCGUGGAUCCAGCCAUUCCAAGGGACACAGGAGACAGGCUCAACCCUGGAAUGUGACAACACUUCCCGGGCUUUUCUCCUUGGCUCCGCUACCUUUUGAUUUCAGCUGAAACAAGGUCAUAAAGAUCACAACUCCUACAACCCCCUCAAGCACAAGCUACCAAUGGAACAGCAAGCCCCAGCGCUGCCAGGUUCGGAAUUAAAAACACUUAAGUCAUGGACGCCACUCAAAGGACGCAUUGUUUUCUUGGGGCUUGUUGGACAAGAACAGAACUGCUUGUUUUCUCUCCGCCGGACAUUCAGUUGCAAUGCAUGCACCAUGUUUAGUUGAAAGGUAUCUGUCUUGGUCCAUACCUGCCAAGUAGACACACACUCCGAGGCAGAACAGUCCGACUGCCACAUGUCGCAGGGCUCUGCUGUCCAAAAGAAACCAAUCUGCUCUGUGGACACAAACAUUGCCUUUACUGUACAAACGAGCUUCAUUGCACCUACAUUUGUUAGACUUGCAUUCUAAAGCUCAUUACUAUUCACAUUGUUCCAGGGGAGAGAGGUUCUGAGGUCGGGGGGGCAAACCGUUGAAUUUGUAAGCCGACGUGGGAAAGAGCUAGCGACAAGCUGUGUGCUGACUACGUAAUGAAAAGGUUAUUGUUUAGACAGGCUUAUUGGAUCAGGUGGCAUUAUUUCAGUGUUAGCCACUGCACAACCACACAACUUUAUUUAUUUUUUAAAUUCCACGUUAGCCCAUUUUUAAUACAUUGCAUUGGGUGUGUUUACCAACACAUGAUUGUGCAACUAUGUGGCCAAUGGUAGAGGGACCUAAAUUAUCAAAGUGUGGCACAGGGAGUCUCACGGGACACUAUAAUAGUUAGGGCCUCCCUUACACCCCAACAAAUGUCGUGGUGUUUUCCACUCAACCUACUCUGUUUUUGUCAUUAUAGUAACUAAAAAUCAAUAAAUGUUUCCUUCAAACAAAACUGAAA